This is a messenger RNA of Spinacia oleracea (spinach), 1230 nucleotides long. Its product is annotated as protein FAR-RED ELONGATED HYPOCOTYL 3-like. The transcript has 5 exons. NCBI's taxonomy places the organism in Eukaryota, Viridiplantae, Streptophyta, Magnoliopsida, Caryophyllales, Amaranthaceae. Gene Ontology annotation, molecular function: zinc ion binding. The coding region runs from base 1 to 1230 and encodes 409 amino acids. Gene Ontology annotation, biological process: regulation of DNA-templated transcription. The record is from RefSeq and is a predicted model, not a curated record.
AUGGGUGGUAGAUGUCCUGCCGCCAUUCUAACUGACCAGGCACCAGCAAUGAGACGUCCUUUGGAAGAAGUGAUGCCUGAGGCCCGGCAUCGUUGGUGCUUAUGGCACAUAAUGAACAAAAUUCCUACGAAGCUUGGUACUCAUAGCCGGUAUGCAGAGUUGAAAGAUGUGGUGAAAGAGGUUGUUUAUGAGAUUUUAUGUGUAGAGGAGUUUGAGAGUAGGUGGUCUGAUAUGAAAAUGUGGGUGCCAGCAUAUAUGAACAAUUAUUUUUGGGCCGGGAUGAAGACAACGCAGCGCAUAGAGUCAAUAAACUCAUUUUUUGAUGGUUUUUUGGAGAGGAGCACUAAGUUGUUUGAGUUUCCUAAAAAGUAUUGUGAAGCUAUGAAUAAAAGGUGUAGUGAUGAAAAAGAUGCGGAUGCAAAUGGUAUGAAAUAUAUCCGUAAACUGGUGACUGGAUUUCCAAUUGAGAAAUUUUUCCAAAAAAUUUACACGGACAACAAGUUUAGAGAUAUCCAAAGAGGGUGUGAAAGACUUUUGUAUUGUGUUGUGAAGGUUGAGAAAAAGAAUUCGGAGACAGAGUAUGAAUAUAAUUUGGAGGACCGAGUGUGGAUAAUUGUUAAAGGGAAAAGUGAAGAGAUUUUGACGAAGUAUAAGAAAUUCUACGCAGUUAAGUUUUGUACGGAUCCAAUGGAAGUAUCUUGUGUGUGUAAGAUGUUUGAGACUAAGGGCAUUCUAUGUAGGCAUUGUAUACGUGUCUUAUAUACAAACAAUAUUGAUGAUGUUCCUGAAAGAUACAUCCUUAGGCGAUGGUGGAAUGACGUAUAUCGGAAGCACAUGCAUGUUACGGUUGCCUCCUAUGAUCCCACAAAGACCGAGGUUGUUAAAAGGUUUGACAAAAUGAUGUUACAUUGUGAGCCAAUAUGCGAGGAAGCAACAAUCAAUGUUCAAACAAUGCAGUUUGUAUUGAAUGAAUUGGAAAAACUACAGAUAGCUGUUACGGAUAUGGUUAAUGUUGUGAAACAAAAUCAAAAAUAUUUGCCCCUGGAGUCACUACCAUAUCAAGAUCAAGUGGACACCGUAGAAGGAAAUAUUAAGAACCCUCUAAGUAGAGUGAGUGAGGAUCCCAACGGGACGGAUGAUUUAGCAGUUGAAGGACCCUCAGAGGGCGUGCUGACGCGGGACAGUAGUAAGGUGAAACAGACACUAAAUGAGGACCCUGGAAACGCGUAG